AUGGUGGCAUUUGCCAGGGCUCUAAAUGGGCACCUGACUCCCAUCCUCGUCGGCCACAUGUCUUGGUGGCAGAACGUCUGGGGCCGAGAGCAGGGGCGUAUCUUUCAAUGCAUUUGGGAACUGCUGUCAUCGGACAAAGAGAUGAUGACGGUGGACUUAACGCCGGGAGCGGGAGCCUUCCCGCCCGUCAGCUGGAGACCCGCCAACUCCACAAAAUACCGCGCUGUGGCGCCGUUCCCUUCAACUGGCGUUGAGGAUGUCACCAUGACCGAAGAAGGCAAAGUAAGCCUGUUUAUCAUUGCCGAAGAGCUCAGCUCUGCCGCUCACGACGCACUGGCCUUUGCAAUGGCGAUGAAAUCUGCAAUUUCAUGCUGGAGCGAUCCCGUUCCCGCAAGCCGCUUUUGCAGAGUCGAAUCUAUUUGA
Messenger RNA from Coccidioides immitis RS, 423 nucleotides. RefSeq lists its product as uncharacterized. The coding region runs from base 1 to 423 and encodes 140 amino acids. The record is from RefSeq and is a predicted model, not a curated record. The transcript has 4 exons. NCBI's taxonomy places the organism in Eukaryota, Fungi, Ascomycota, Eurotiomycetes, Onygenales, Onygenaceae.